Molecule: messenger RNA, 5812 nt
Organism: Mya arenaria
Lineage: Eukaryota; Metazoa; Mollusca; Bivalvia; Myida; Myidae
Product: kelch-like ECH-associated protein 1
Exons: 6
Coding region: 475-2166 (563 amino acids)
Molecular function (GO): protein binding
Source: RefSeq, a predicted model, not a curated record
GGUCAUGUUUACAAACAUUUUUUUUUAUUUGAUGUCAUUUUGUGAAUGACAGAAGUAAACUGUUGUUAUGGAAUACAAACAAUGUAAUGUAUAUAUAUAAUUAAGACAACAUGACUGGCCUUUGAUUGGCAUCAAAACAUCAACGUUAAUCGACUUAUGAUUAUUUAUGGUUUGCAACUCGUCAACAUUGAACUUGAAGUUGAUUUGUUGAACUGUUGAUGUCAAGAUCUACAUGUAACGUGUAACUGCUACACUACUAGCCUCCGCUACGGGCAUACUAUAUUAAAUAAGCUAUUUAAAUUAUGUGGAGGACGACAUAAACAUAUACAUAAUUUGUUUAUAGGUACAUGUAAAUGAUAAACAAAGGCAAUGCUUUAUUUGACAGUUUAACUUAAGUCUUAACUUCAAUGUCUUAAGAUUUUACGAAAUUACAUGAAUAGUGGAUACAAUAUAUUAUAAUAAAAUAGAAAAAAUAUGAUUGAAUCACGGACAUGCUCAAUUCCCAACCAUGGGAGAACUGCACUUCAAACUAUGCAUGAACUUCGACGCGAAAACGUCUUGUGCGAUGUGAUACUUUGUGUUGAUGGGGAGCGGUUUCCCGCCCAUAAGAUUGUCCUUGCUGGCUCAAGCCCAUACCUCAAGGCAAUGUUCACGAAUGGAAUGUUGGAAACUGAACAGGACGUUGUGGAAAUAAAGGACUUUGAUGCUCCAACUAUGCAAUGCCUCCUGGACUUCAUGUACACAAGCACUAUCGAGAUAACAGUGAACAAUGUGCAAAGUAUUCUACAGGGAGCAUCGUUAUUCGGUCUUCAACAGCUGAGGGUACUCAGUGCUCAAUUUCUUCAGUUGCAGCUCACACCCAGCAACUGUUUAGGUAUUCAAGCAUUUGCAGAUGUGUACAUGUGUGCUGAGCUGGAACGAGCAGCCCGGCAGUUUAUCUACCAAAACUUUCUCCCAGUGGCUCAUACAGAAGAGUUCCUUCAGUUAUCUGAGGAGAAAAUCAUCUCCCUUCUUCGUAGUGACCAGCUCCACGUCAUGUCAGAAUCUCAGGUCUUUGACGCAGCAUACAGCUGGCUUACGUAUGAUAAAUCUCGGACUGAGAGUGCUUGCAACAUUCUCAAACAUAUCAAAUUAGGUCUUCUUGAAUUACCUAUGCUAGAAAACGUUGUGAUAAAAUCUGAUUUCUUCCGAACUUGUCACAAGUGCCAAUCCCUGAUAAGCUCAGCCAUACGUUCGCAGUAUGAGAGAAAGAAUAUGGAACUGCUGACACCCAGGGCUCACCCCCCUUGUAUUUAUGUGGUCGGGGGGAGAAAUAGCCAGGAUUGUCAGUUGAGAAGUAUGGAGCGAUAUGACAUUCUGUCAGAUACUUGGAGUUCUAUGCCAGGAAUGAACAUUGCCCGGACAGCUAUAGGUUCAGCCACACUGGAUGGGCUGUUGUACACGGUGGGUGGAGAAUGUGCGUUGAUAGACACACAGGAGAACACGCUCUACCUCCGCUGUAUGGAGUGUUACGAUCCUGUACAGAGACAAUGGCUGCCCAAACCGGAGAUGAAAAUCGCGCGAUCAUUUGUGGCGUUGGCUGCAGUUGGUGGCUAUCUGUAUGCAAUAGGUGGGGAGGACCGGGCAUGUGGCUACAAUGUUGUUGAGAGGUUUGACCCCAGAGCUGACCAAUGGUCAUUUGUAGCCAGUAUGAAACGUCGACGGGCUGGGUCAGGCAUCACUGUGUGUGAGGGGAAAAUAUAUGUGGCAGGAGGUUAUGACCGUACCUUACACAUGGACCGUGCCAGCAUGGAGUGUUAUGACCCUGUCAUUGAUGACUGGACGUUCAUGUCAGAGAUGGAGAAGGCACGCUCCGGUCUUGUUAUGGCCACUAUUGACCAGAACGUGUACGCAUUUGGGGGUCGCUAUCGACACACUGACCAGUAUUAUGAUAUGGUAGAAAGGUUUAAUGUUUUGACCAGACAAUGGACCACCCUAGCCCAGAUGAACACUCCGCGGGCCUGGCCGGGCAUUGCCAUAUUUGAUGGACGGAUUUAUGUCCUUGGCGGGUUUGAUGGGGGAUACCGAUUACGUAGUGCGGAAAGUUACGAUGCAGAAACUGACCAGUGGACGCCGAUUAGCAACAUGCUUGUGUCUCGUGCUGGUUGCGGGGCGGCUGUUGUUUGAUUGGGAAGAAUAUUUUUGCUAUGAUGAUUAAAAGCUUACUGAUUUUACUAAAAAAAAUUUUAAGAAAUUGAGGUUAAAUAAUCUUAUUGGACUGUUGGUUUUAUGUCAAAAUAAGAAAUUUAGUUUAUUAAAGUUAAUCAGAUAUUGUCAAAAUUUGUGUUUAAGAAAGGAAAUUGAGUACUAAUUUCAUACUGGAUGUUGAUUGUGAUGAGGCAUUUAAUUACGGAUAAUGUUAAUGAAUUGUUGAUAUUUAUAUGAGAGUCUUGGGGAUGGUGUUAUUACAUUAACUUUACCGAUGGGUUGGUAUGCUUUUGCUUAAAUCAUUAUCUUCAUAGACAAGGUUAUAGAUUUGGAUUGUAUACUUUAGAUGUGGUGAUAGAUGUGGUUUAUUACAGGUUCCAUUUUGUAAUCAAGAUCAUGGAUUUUAUAUAAUCUUGUAUUGUUGUAUUACCUUAAGGUUUAUAAAAAACUUCGUUUUAAUUGAUACAAAUUGUAGAUUGGUAUGUUUCACUACUGGUACUUUUGAUCUAAAAUGGAAUUCAUAAAAUGCAAAUCUAGAGGAACUAUUCUAUUUUGAAAUUAUUUAUUAUCAAAAGUGUCCUGGAUUGAUGUUUCAUGUACACCCAGUUGGAAACAUCAAUUUGGGACAAUCUGAACUCAUUGACAUAUAUGAGAUUGUCACUGGUCAACAAGCCGGACAAGUGGGCUCCCAACCUUGGCUCCCUCUUAAUACUCCUUUCCCCAUACAACAAAAGAAGACCACAAUCUUGCAUAAUAUCAUGCAAACAUUAGAGUGAUUAAAGUUAUGUUGUUGUAUAUUAAACAAAUCAAAUAAUUUUGAUAUAAAUAACCUUAGCUUUCAUUUUCAAACAUACCGGUAUUAUGGACUGUUUAGAAUGCCCCAAAUAAUUUGACAACUAUGCUACUAAGUUUGUUACAAUUAAAUCCAAUGAAAUAAAUAGAGGAUAUAUUCAUGAGUGGGAAUUCCUUUGCAAGUUUUUUUUUAACUUUAGUAAAUGAAUUUAAUAAAUUUUGUAAUGAAUGAACCAAAAUGUGAUAAAUGUAUUUAUAUCUUAAAAAUACUAAUUUGAUUAUUUAUAGCACUAGAUAUAUAAAAUUUCUCCCACCUCAGAUAAGUAGAUCCAUUAAUUUAAUCAUGCUAGAAAUUCUUAUCUUGCCCAAGGGCGAAGAUAAAAUGCCCGUAUGGAACUUCUUUCAAUAGUCACCACAUUGUAAUUACCUCCCUUGUUGAAGACUGUCUUCUGUAACGCAUCAUGGAAACCUUGUCUUGUGGCAAUAUUUAGAAUGCUAGUUAAUUACUUCUCGCUUCAAAUGUCACCAUAAAACAGUUUUCACGCACCUUUCAAGAAAUAAUGCUUCACCCUUCUAAGAACUAUUUAAAGACAGAUCAGACCGUUUACAUACUCUGAAUCACUGCGCGAAUAUCCAUGACAACCACGAAUUAUCGCAUAUCCGUACGCAAUUAUUUUCACUAAGCACAAAAGAGUUCCAGCAAAAAAAAUACAUUUUUACUUAAUUUUGUUUAACUGAGGUGGGAGAAAAAGCAUCUACCAUAGCCGCUUGUGUAAGAUAGGUUCACCCCGACCCUCGCGCAGGGUGUUUUGCGGAAACUCGGUAAACCUCGUUUCCGCAAAACACCCUACGCUCGGGUUGGAAUGAACCUAUCUUACACUCUCGGCCAUGGAAGAUACUAAUAGUCUCUUUAUAACGCUGACAGUUUACAUUGUUAAUAAUUUACAAUGUUAUGUUUAAAUUUAUCAUCUUGUUAUUAUUCUUAAUAAAUUACAUUAAAACUAUAUACCCCUGUAGUGAUUUAUGAUAUUAAUGGAUUUGUAGCAGUUGUACUUCAAGUCCGAAUUUAUAUACUUGUAGUUGACACUUUUUGUUAUGAAGGAGACCUGGGGCGGUAUUCAUAAAAUUUCUUAAGUCAUUUCCUAACUUAAGUCAACUUUUUAAAAUUUUCAAAGUCAAAUAAAAAGAAAUGUAUAAGUGUUUUUAACAUUAAAGUAUGUUUUUUUAAUAAGGUCAAUAGAAAUAAUGUAUUUUUGAUUUUUUAUUUCAUAUGACUAAAGAGAUAAUAAAUUUAGGAAAGUGACAAACAUGUAAGUUAGGAAAUGAUUUAAGAAGUUUUAUGAAUAACGCCCCUGGGUUUUCCCUGGGAUUUCCAAGUUGGGUUCCUAUGACCAUGACUCAUGGUGGAAAAAAUUGAGUGUCUCUGGUAAUUAAAUAGGGUUCCAAUAGAAUGGUUUACACUCAAUGAAUGUUACUUUGUGUUGCAUAGUAAUUAUAAAAUGGUAGUCCCUAGCUUGAAAUUUGUGAAAACUUGCCAUGUUUUUGGUCAGCAUUAAUUAUCUGUAUUUAUUCAGGUCAUUUAUCUCAUCAUUGUUAAUCAAACUUUAUAAAGUUAUUAAAGGUAUUUUGUUAACAUUAUUUGUCAAUUAUCUGUUUGGGAUAAUCACUUAAAGCUGCACUCUCACAGAUUGAACAUUUUGACAACUUAUUUUAAUUUUUGUCUUGGAACAAGCCAAUUUUUGCGAAAAUCCAUGGAAACCAGUUAUAUAAGACUGCUGACAAAAAAUUAGAUUUAGGUUUUAGUCAUAAAACAUUAAUUUUCCAACAAAAUAUGAAAAUCUAUGAUCUCAUUAUUUGUCAGCAGUCUUUUAUCAUUGGUUUGCAGUUAUUUACGCAAAAAUUUGCUCUUUCCAAGACAAAAAAUAAAAAAAUGGUAUAUCUGUGAGGGUGCAGCUUGAAUGCAGUGUACACAAUAUGAUAAUUUGGUGUAUUGCUAAUGUAAAUAGAGUUAUUAACUUCAAACUAUGCUAUUCUAGUGAUUAGUAGUGUUACUACAUUGUAACUUAAUAUUUAGCCCUUGAUCAAAAUUACACAGUAUUUCAUUACAUGGAAUUUAUUUUAGUACCGGUAUGAUAUGUACAUACGGAACAUGGGGUUUAUUUUAAAGCUUGGAUUUUUUUUGGGGUGUAAAUUUGUUCAAAUAUAUAUGAACUGCUGAUCAAAUCCACAGUGCAUUUAAUAUAUGUAUAUGUUGUUUUAGUUUUUACUGCAUGGUACCGGUUUCUUCUUUCUGAAGUUUACGACAUCCACACCUUGUUCAUGGACAGUUUGAAUUCUAUAUAAAUUAUCUGUCGAUGUUUUGUCCACAAUUUUAAAACAAAUACGUUUGAGCCUCAUUGGCCCUUGACCUCGCCUGGCUCGAAUUUCUUGUUAGCUCACACUGGAUGCAAAGGACCGAUUUCUUUAUACUAAAGGCAAAAAAAUCCUGCAUGGCUCGAAUAUUUCGAGGCUCAAGGUAUUUUUCGAUUGUCCCUGGGAGUUCAAGCCAACGGGUUCGACCCUAGUAAGGAAAUGUUAGACUAGGUUUAUUGGGAUUGGUAGCUAAAGUCUUAAUAUCAUUCCCGACACUUGCAUAAUUUUUGACAGAUUUUACUGGUCUAUCAAUUUUUGUUAGCCCUAAUAGACAAUUAUAACACCUAUAUUUAUAUGCAGUUACAACUGGCUAGCGCUGAGCCCUCGAUAUUUGCAUUUGUUUUUAUUGCACUAUUUAUGCAACUCAAGAUUUUUAUGUUACAAAAAGGUGAAAUUAUGCUUAUAAAUGGUUAAUUGAAGA